CUGGGCUCGGUGCAAGGUGUCUGUGGCAAAGUUUAGUUUCCUUUUCUUGGUCCGCUUCGAGAGGACUGCAAAACAUGUAUUCCCGUUUGCACCUGAUUUGGCUGAUGCUGGCGGUGGGGGCGAUCGCGAGCACCUCAGCCCUCCGAUGCCUGCACUGCUCCAACUGCAUGAAAACGUCUGACACCUACCACGACUGCGACGAUAGCUACGAUGUGUGCAUGAAAAUUAACGUGGCAGGUCGCGUGGAAAAGAGGUGCGGCUACAGCUGGGCCUGCGGGCUCGGGGGCCUGGAGAGAGGCGCCGUCAGCAUGUGGAACGCCAUCAAAAACUCCGUCAGUGAGAGCGACCAGCAGGCAUCCGACGCCCAGCUCAUCUACUGCUGCGACAGGGACUACUGCAACGCCGCCGCGCCCGCGUCCCUGAGUUCCGUCCUCCUGCUGGCGGGCGCCCUUCUCGCUUACGCGCUGGCCUAGUUGCAGGGGCGGAACGGCUGUCCUCGCUACAUCUGGCACUCUCUCUCCGUCUGCCGCCUUUUUUGUCAGCCUCUCUCUUUGCUCACUCUUUCUUUCAUUCUUUUUUAUCACUCUUAUUAUUCACUCGCCUUUUCUGUCAGCCUGUCACUCUGCUCAUUCUGUGUCCCUUUCUUUCAGUCUGCGGUCUUUCUGUUCACAUUGUUUUCGUUCUUUCUCUCUGUACCUUCUCGUCUAUUGGUCUGUCUGCUAUUUAUUAUUUGAUCUUAGGUUUCUUGUUUUGUACGAGUUAUGUGUUCACAGUAAAAGAUUUGUAAUUUUA
Molecule: messenger RNA, 792 nt
Organism: Penaeus monodon (black tiger shrimp)
Lineage: Eukaryota; Metazoa; Arthropoda; Malacostraca; Decapoda; Penaeidae
Source: RefSeq, a predicted model, not a curated record